AUGCCUCCUCUGAGUGCCGAAGUGGACGUGUUCCGCGUUCCGCAUUAUCGAAUGAAAUCCUUGGUGAACCGUUCCCUGCGUCGCUACGCCGAAGCCGACUUCACGGACAAUCUCGUGCCCAACUCGUUGCUCGUCCACCUGCGUCGACUGCUCGAAGACAUCCGCACCCACGAGUCCAUUGAAGAGUCGCUCAUCAUGAAGCAGCUCGUGGAACGCGUCGGAGGACUUCCUGGCCCUCGUCCGGACUGCUGGGCCAAACUCAACGACCACACGUGCGUCAUGCCCAAGAUCGUCGACCUCGUUGCGGAGAUCACACUCGCCCUCGCAUCCACGUCACGAAAGGUUGAUGCCAAGGCUGUGGUCGGUGCCACGUAUUACCUGGUGCAUUCCGUUUACUUGGAGCACAUUGUUGAAGAAGAGGGCUUGAUCAUGUCGCUUUUGCUGGACUACUUCAACCCGGAGGAGCUGGUGCAACUGAAGAGGGUUGUGGUGAAUGAACACGCUAGGUCUAUGAUUGGCUUCUCCACGGCAUGUUGCGAAUAUGGUUCGGGAUGUGUUGGUAAUGAGAUCAGCUUUGACCUGGACAUGAGAUCCGCUGGUGGAUUGCCGUUUGAGAGUUGCGAGGAGGCCUGGGCGUGUCUGGAAGCUGCUGUUGGUGACCUAAGGCCAGAGGACUUGAAGCCCAAGAUCACUGUUAUUUCGUGUCAGGUUAGUUGA
Messenger RNA from Notodromas monacha, 717 nucleotides. Lineage: Eukaryota; Metazoa; Arthropoda; Ostracoda; Podocopida; Cyprididae. The record is from the annotation of a GenBank genome assembly.